Molecule: messenger RNA, 724 nt
Organism: Suillus subaureus
Lineage: Eukaryota; Fungi; Basidiomycota; Agaricomycetes; Boletales; Suillaceae
Exons: 4
Coding region: 272-625 (117 amino acids)
Source: RefSeq, a predicted model, not a curated record
AUUGAUCUUCCUCCUGCGUCACUUACCCUCCUACCUCCGACAUUGCUCUCGCGUUCCCAGCAAGUGGAAGUGCAGCAGAGCACUAUAGGCAAGAUUACCCGCCCAAAUUAUCCUUUGGCACGUUGGAGGACUCCGGUGUGUCCAUUUUACUCAUGGAAUCUACAGAACCUUGCGGUGGUCCCAGAAGCAAACUUCUGGUAUCAUCUACGCCUUCGUCGUCACCAUCGUCUCUUCCUCUUUCGGCGCUCAUCCCUCCUACCUCGACAUCGUUAUGUUCUCUUCAACACUACCCUCGCAUUCUCCGUCGGUGAACAUGCAGCAGAACAUGGCUCAAUUAGUCAUCGGACAAAUUUUCACGCUAAAGGUGUUGUUCGACACUGUUAAGAACCUCGCUGCUUCCAUGUUCUCAUUCAUUCUGCACGUGAAAUCAUAUGGAUCCGCUAGAAACAGAGCAACGAGGUUAUUGUUUUGUGUCGAGUCAAGGCAAUAUGGAUGGUGUGAGCUGACCGUCUUCAGAGGCGUCGAUCCAGAGGAUUUAGAAAACACUCGUGACCUCAUGCACCAGAUUCUUGCAAGCCAAGUGUAUCGACAGCGAUCUAGAGCACAAGAGAGAGAAAGGUCAUGAAAGUACUGGUCAAGAGAUGGGCCGAUCCAAAGAGAGGCACCCAUUUUGACGGGUUUACGAGGGUGAAGACGCAGAACAUACAAAGUAUUUCGAUGUCUC